AACACUAGCACCGGCAGUGCCCCGCAUCGGGAAGAUGGCAGCCGAGGCCUCCUUGGAGUUCCCGAUCUGGGCGCUCUUACCCAAGAAAGAAACAUGUGUGCCUGUAUUUCUCGGGAAGUACCCAGAGUACGACGGCCGGGGCAUCAAGAUAGCCAUCUUCGACUCCGGCAUCGACCCUGGCGCGCCAGGCUUGCAGGUGACCAGCGAUGGAAAGCCAAAGAUUGUGGACAUGAUGGACGCAUCUGGUGCUGGAGACGUGGACACCUCCAAGGUGGUGGAGGUGCAGGAUGGCUUCAUCACUGGUCUGUCAGGCCGCAAGCUGAAGAUUCCCGAGACGUGGAGCAACCCCAGUGGGAAGUUUCAUGUGGGGCUCAAGUUUGCCUACGAGCUCUACCCAAAGUGCCUCAAGGAGCGGGUUCAGAAGGCAUAUAAGGAGCGUGAGUGGUCCCCGGCCCAUGGUCCAGCUCAAGCCAAGGCUUCCAAGAACUUGCAGGAGCUGGAAGGGAGCCAGGGCACCAAUACUUCACAGCUGAGCCUGGAGCAACGGCUAGAACGUGAGGAACGAGAAGCUCAGGUGGAGGUGUUGGCGAGCCUGGAGAAGAAGUUUGAGGACCAGGGGCCUGUGUACGACUGUGUUGUCUUCCACGAUGGGGCCACGUGGAGGGCAGCUGUAGAUACUUCAGAGCGGGGGGACCUGGCGAGCUGUGCCCUGCUGGGCAACUACAGUGAGACGCUUCAGUUUGCCACCCUCACCAAGGAAGACUGCCUCAACUAUGCUGUCAACAUACAUGAUGAGGGGAACCUGUUGGAGAUUGUUGGGAACUGCUCCACACAUGGCACCCACGUGGCAUGCAUUGCUGCUGCAUGCUUCCCGGGCUGCCCCGAGCGCAACGGUGUGGCCCCUGGUGCACAGCUGGUCAGUGUGGCCAUUGGGGACCUGCGGCUAGGCUCCAUGGAGACCGGCACUGCACUGGUCCGGGCCAUGGUACGCGUCCUCCAACAGGGUUGCCAUCUCAUCAACAUGAGCUACGGCGAGCACGCACACUGGGUUGGAGGGCGGCUGCUGGACCUGAUGCAUGAGGUGAUUGACCGGCAUGGUGUGAUAAUGCUCAACAGUGCAGGCAACCAUGGACCAGCACUUUCAACAGUCAAUGCCCCGAGCACCAUGCCCACUUCCUCUAUUAUUGCGGUGGGAGCUUACGUCUCACCAGACAUGAUGCUUGCCGAGUACUCGCUGCGGGAGAAGAUGCCGGGCCUGGGGUACACGUGGACCUCCCGGGGACCCUCCCCAGAUGGUGACCUAGGCGUGAGUGUGUGUGCCCCCGGUGGUGCCAUCACGUCGGUGGCCAGCUGGACCCUCAAGGGAAGCCAGCUACUCAACGGCACCUCCAUGAGCUCCCCACACGCAGCUGGGGUCGUCGCGCUGUUGCUGUCAGGAAUGAUGGCCCGUGGGCUGGCGUACUCGCCGUACAGCGUGCGUCGUGCCCUGGAGAACAGUGCCCAGCCCACACAGGAUCCCUUCAGCAUGGGACACGGCCUGCUACAGGUGGACCGUGCAUUCGAGCACCUCCUCCAGCAUGGCCAGGGUCCUGAACGGCAGUUCCGGUUCCGGGUGAGCUCUGGCCCCCACCGCCGAGGCCUGUACCUGCGGGAGCCCCAGCAUACAUCCAAGCCCAGUGUCCACACUUUCACCAUCGAGCCUGUUCUCCUCAACGAGGAGCGAGCCGACCCGCUGGACAAGAUUGGCUUUGAGCUCAACCUGAGCCUGGUGUGUGAUGCGACCUGGGUUUCGACUCCUGCAUUGCUCAACAUGACCUACACCUCACGGUCCAUCUCACUCCGCGUGGACCCCUGCAGCCUUGCACCAGGGUCUUACUACACGGCGGUGAAGGCAUUUGAUGUCACCUGUCCCGAAAAAGGCCCAGUCUUUGAGAUCCCCAUCAGUGUCAUCAAGCCCAAGCCGGUGACUGAAGAGGACAACUACCAGUGGCGUGUUGAGAAGCUGACCCUGCAUCCCGGUGUGUCUCAUCGGGAGUUCCUUGUUGCUCCAGUGGGAGCUACCUGGGCCUGUGUACAGCUCAAGUCUCGUGACUCCCAGAAUGUGGCCCACGUGGUCGUGCAUGCGAUGCAGCUGCAGCCAAUGCACUCCUGUGAGACCGCCGAGUUCCAGAAGACUUGCAUGCUGCCUCCCCUGGCAGAAGCGUCACAUGCGUUCGCUGUUGUGGGUGGCUUGACUCUGGAAUUGUGCCUUGCCAAGUGGUGGACCAACCUCGGUGAUGUGGAGGUGGACUGCACGCUCACUUUCUACGGAUUACAGCCCAAUCCCAGCCGGGUGGCCAUGCGUUCCUCGGAAGGAGUGUACCGCUUCGAUGUGACCUCCCAGCUGCGGGCAGAGGAGAUGUCUCCUGUGGCAUGCCUCAAGCAGCAUGUAAUUGUCCUCCGGCCAACAGAGUCGAAGGUGUUGCCACUGGGUGCUCGGGAUGUGUUUCCCGACGGGAGGGUCAUCUAUGAAAUCCAGCUCACCUACAACUUUUCCCUGAGCAAAGCGACGGAGGUGACGCCCAGCUGCAGCCUGCUGUCAGAGUUGCUGUACGAGUCUGAGUACGAGUCUCAGCUGUGGAUGAUCUUCGACACAAAUAAGCAGCUGCUUGCCUCUGGAGACGCCUACCCUGGGCGGUACUCGACCAAGCUGGAGAAGGGCGACUACGUACUGCGGGUGCAUGUGCGGCACGAGCAGAGCGCCCUGGUGGAGCGGCUGUCGGACCUGCCGCUGGAGCUGUCGCACAAGCUGCCCAGUGCCAUCACCCUGGAUGCCUACCGCUCCCAGGGUCAGGCCAUGCUCGCCUCGGGCAAGAAGUUCGCACCCCUCAUGGCACGUCCAGGCACACAGGUGCCCGUCUACCUGGCACCUCUGCCCUGCGACAAACUCCCCAAGGGCUGCAGUGCAGGACACUUCCUCGUGGGCACUCUCACCGUCACCAAGGAUGAGCAGGGCAAGAAAGUGGCGCUGUUCCCGCUGGUGUACCACAUUGGGGAGCUGCCCAAAAAGAGCUCGUCGUCAUCGUGCGCUAAGAACUCGUCUGAGGAGAAGGACCUCGACCAGGAGUUCCACGAUGCGCUACGAGACCUCAGCACCACCUGGCUCACCAAGCUACAGGGGAAGUCGGCAACCAACCUCUUCGAGGACCUCAAGGAGCGAAAUGCCAAGCAUGUACCGAUAUUGCUUGCACGCAUCCAGUCCCUCGAUGGUGACAAGGAGCGCACCCGCUACCUCUCGGACAUUGUGGCCCUUGCAGACGAGGCCUUGGCAGCCACUGACACACUCGAGCUGCUGGCUGCACUAGGGGCACGCUCCGACAAGAAAGACGGCAACAAUAAGCAACAAGAGAAGCAAAAGGCGCAAGUGGUGGAGGCCCUGACUCGCAAGGGUGCCGCCCUUUGUGAGAUCUUCCUCGCACGACAGGAGGCUGGACGAGGCUCUGGCGAUGGGCAACCUGCUAGCCCCUCUGGCGGGUCUCCCCAGCCAGCUGCCGAAAGCGCCACCACAGAAACACCGUCCACAGCAGCAGUCACGACGACAGACGAACAGGGUCCCACGGUGGCCGACCUGAACCGUGUUUAUGCAGAGCUGCUCAAGUGGGCCGACCCUAGUGAUCUCAAGGUGGCGCCAUUUGUGGAGAAGCAUGCCCUUGCACUAGGUCACCCCGGUCGGGCAGCUCGAGUCCUAUUGCGCCUCCUCGAAGACAAGCCUAGCCGGGACAUUGAGCGCCGCCUCGUGCAGGUAUACCAGUUACUAGGAUGGGAGCACUGUAGUCAACAUCUGGAACGCAGCCUGCUAGUACGCUACCCACCAUCCUACAGACUCUUCUGAACUCCAUCCUCCCGUUUUCUGUUGUCUCGUGGCGCACUCGUGAAAUAAAAAUGACAAAAGAACUAGCUUAA
Molecule: messenger RNA, 3942 nt
Organism: Dermacentor andersoni
Lineage: Eukaryota; Metazoa; Arthropoda; Arachnida; Ixodida; Ixodidae
Gene: TppII
Product: Tripeptidyl-peptidase II
Biological process (GO): proteolysis
Cellular component (GO): cytosol
Molecular function (GO): tripeptidyl-peptidase activity; serine-type endopeptidase activity
Source: RefSeq, a predicted model, not a curated record